AUGGCUCACUCCACCACCUUGGCCCUGCACCUGCUGGUCGUCGUCGUGAUGGCGCUCAUCUUUGUUGCCUCGGCCAGUGUCUCCGCUCCCGUCAACAAGUCGUGCGUCACCGGUAGCGCCGGCGCCAGUGUGAGCAUUGGCUACGGCGGGGCAAGGGCCAGCGCCGGCGCUGGCGUGUCCCUUGGUGCCGACGCGUACAGGACCACCUGCCCCCGCGCCGAGGAGGUCGUCCGUGCGGCCGUUGAGUGGGCCGUCGCUGCCGACCCACGCAUGGCUGCGUCUCUCCUGCGCCUCCAUUUCCACGACUGCUUCGUCAACGGUUGUGAUGGCUCCGUUCUUCUGGACGACAAGCCGUUUCUCGUUGGCGAGAAGACGGCUGUGCCCAACGCCAACUCGCUCAGGGGCUUCGAGGUCAUUGACGCCAUCAAGGCCGAGCUGGAGCGGGAGUGCCCAGAGACAGUCUCCUGUGCCGACCUCCUUGCCAUCGCUGCCCGUGAUUCCGUCGUCGUGUCGGGCGGGCCGAGCUGGGAGGUAGAGGUCGGCCGGAAGGACAGCCGCACCGCCAGCCUGCAGGGUGCCAACACCAACCUACCAGCACCGACGUCUGGCGUCGCCACCCUCGUGCAGAAGUUCAGGAACGUCGGUCUUUCUGCCAAGGACAUGGUCGCACUCUCCGGCGCGCACACGAUCGGGAAAGCGCGGUGCACUUCGUUCAGUGCGCGCCUUGCGGGCGUCGGCGGCGUCUCGGAAGGCGGCGUCGGCGCAUUCAAGGACCUAACCUUCCUGCAGUCGCUGCAGCAGCUGUGCACGGGGUCGGCUGGAUCGGCGCUGGCGCACCUGGACCUCACCACCCCAGCGACCUUCGACAACCAGUACUACAUCAACCUGCUCUCCGGCGACGGCCUGCUGCCGUCAGACCAGGCACUAGCGUCGUCGUCGGGUGUCGCGCCGGGGGUUGAGGCGGACGUCGCCAGCCUCGUCGCCAUCUAUGCCUUCGACGCCUCUGUAUUCUUCCAGGACUUCGCAGAGUCCAUGCUGCGGAUGGGGAGGCUUGCACCAGGCGCGGGCACCAGUGGCGAGGUCCGCCGGAACUGCCGGGUGGUGAACAUCUCCGGCUAGCUAGAUCCAGUCACCAAUGCAAGUUUCCUAAUAAAAGCCAUGCAUGCUCACGUUCAACUCUCUAGUCCAUGCGGCUUGGAUUAUUGCUCCUAUGUUAUAUCAGCUAAUUCAGUCCAAUAAGUUUGUUUUGUUUCAAUUAAUUUUAGUUUCUGCUUUGAGUUUAUUUGGCAUGAGAAUUAUGGUGGGGAUCGUUUAAAUAGUUACUAGUCGGUCUGUGUGAUGUACUUUCACCGUCUAUGUGAUGUACUCUCUCGUUUCAAAAUAAUUAAUAAUGUUCCGAGGUUUACAAUCUGUCAA
This is a messenger RNA of Sorghum bicolor (sorghum), 1416 nucleotides long. RefSeq names its product peroxidase 40. NCBI's taxonomy places the organism in Eukaryota, Viridiplantae, Streptophyta, Magnoliopsida, Poales, Poaceae. Gene Ontology annotation, biological process: response to oxidative stress; hydrogen peroxide catabolic process. Gene Ontology annotation, molecular function: heme binding; peroxidase activity. The record is from RefSeq and is a predicted model, not a curated record. The transcript is spliced from 4 exons. The coding region runs from base 1 to 1119 and encodes 372 amino acids.